Molecule: messenger RNA, 2603 nt
Organism: Notolabrus celidotus (New Zealand spotty)
Lineage: Eukaryota; Metazoa; Chordata; Actinopteri; Labriformes; Labridae
Product: interleukin-1 receptor-like 2
Exons: 12
Coding region: 34-2016 (660 amino acids)
Biological process (GO): signal transduction
Molecular function (GO): interleukin-1 receptor activity
Source: RefSeq, a predicted model, not a curated record
UUGAGGUUUCCUCUGCUGCUGUGCUCAUGCUGCAUGAGCUCAUAUCUCUACUUCAUCUGUUCAGAGGGUCUGUGUUGCGUUCCUUCAGCCAUGGCUCAUCAUUGGACACUCAGAAGCCUCCUGGUUUUUCAUGGACUAGUUGGAAUCUGUACAGGAUUUGUGCAAGAGAACUGUACCAACGUCACACAGAAGAGGGUUUUCUCUGUACCCGGGGACGUGGCUAUGCUGAAUGGUACCCUGGAGUCAUCACAUGGAUCCAACCUCAAAGGUGUGCCUUACAACAUCACCUGGUACAACUCGAGCACAGGUCAAGAGAUGAACAACCUCACAGGUCGAAUCCUGGUGCUAAGAGAGAUUCUGUGGUUUCUCAAAGUGACACCGGAAGACCAUGGAAUAUAUUCGACAAUCCUGAGGACACCCUUUCAGUGCUUCAGGCAGGACAUCAAGCUGUCCGUGGAUCAACCUGCUGCCAAAGCAUGUGGGAGGCCAAAGACUACUCCUCAGUACCUCACAAAGGGAAGCAACGGCAUGCUGUCCUGCCCUCUGGGGGACUACAUCAAAAAACUGAAAAGCUACAACAUCUCUUCUACCAGAAAGUGGUACAAAGGUUGUGAUCUCAUUGAGCCUGAGACAGGAAGGUAUUCCUUCGAUGGUGCAACCAGGCUCAGGAUUAAAAGGGUGGGUCCUGAAGACAGCAGCUCUUUUACCUGUACGUUGACAUUCACUCUCGGUGGAAUUACAGGAUCUGUGUCAGAGACAAUCAAAGCAGUGCUCACAGAGGAUUACAUUAGGGCUCCCUGGAUCACUGAGCCGACUAAUAGACCAGUCAAGGCACAGAUAGGCUCCAAAUUAAGCAUACAGUGCCUGGCUUUUGUGCCAUUUCGGGGGAAGAAUCCCUCGGUUCAAAUGACCUGGUCAGUAAGAGAAGGCCUUAUUUCCUGGAACCGUUCACACCGUGUCUACUCUCCAAAAAAAAGUUCAGAGAGGCGGGAUGUCCCUGAAGAAGGUUAUCUCUUCACGCAACUGCUGGUGUUUUCUAAACUGAGGGAGGAGGACUUCCACCUGAACUACACGUGUCAAGUGAAUGCUGGCACCGGACAGAGUCAUCAAAGAUACUUCACUCUGCUACCACCUGAUCCCAACAUCAUACUACCCAUUGGAUUGGUGUUUGGCGGCAUGUUUUUUUUCUUCAUCACCAGUGUCAUCAUCCACUACCUUUUCAAGGUUGACAUUGUGUUGUGGUUCAGGAGAGUGUUUCCAGCCCUCUAUCCAAACCAAGAUUUGGAUGACAAGUUGUAUGAUGCCUAUGUGGCAUACCCACAGCCCUCUGACAGUGAAUUCAGCGUGGAUGUCGAGAAGUUUGCUUUACACACACUCCCUAAAGUUUUGGAAGAGGCCUGUGGCUACCAACUCUUUAUAGCAGGCCGGGACUGUGCGGCCGGGCAAGCGGUAGUGGACUCAGUGGAGAAGAACUUACAAGCCAGUCGCAGAGUCCUUCUGCUCUACGCCGCCUCCACCUUCAUCAGCAAAAGACACACAAGAAGCCCUGGUAGCAACAAAAACAACACAACCUCAAGGAGCAGAGACUGCAGCAGGAACAAUGAAAGUGGCAGCACGGAUUUUGAAAGUGAUAAAGAAGUCUAUUCAGACACACGGCAGCAGUUUGAGUGUGUGGCAGCUAUGCACAGAGCUCUCUUGGAGGGAUCUCUGAAGGUAGUUCUGGUGGAGUUGGAGGAGAUCAGCCCAGCUCAGCUCGCUCUCUUCCCAGAGUCGGUGCGUCAACUGAGAAAGAAGCAGGGCGCCGUGUGUUGGUGGAAAAACUUGGGGAAGAGGCAAAGUUCUCAGAAGUUCUCAAAGUUCUGUAUCAGGAGGAGAGAGGACGAGGAGAGAGGUGGACAGGACACACAGCUGUCUCCAUCCCUCUCCCCCUCCUCUAGGUUUUGGAAAGAGAUGAGGUAUCAUAUGCCUGUGAAGGGAACGAGGAGGGGUACCGGAAGAACUCGUGAUGUUGUUUGAUAAAAAAGCUUCACCUGAUAAAACAGAGAGUAGCUGCUUCCCAGUAGAAAUGUGAAUUACAGUAUCCCAUGGACGUACACCAUAUGUACCAUCUAUGUAUGUGCUAAUACAAAGAUCACUACCUAUAAUAUGAUCAUUAUCAGUGAUGAUCAUAUUUAUUCUCAUUGCUAAUAACAACAAUAUCAUUAAAUGAGAAGGUGCUCACAAAAGACCUCACUCUUUCAGAAGGAUGUGUGUGUUGAGUCUCCUAAAAGUCAUCGCCCUCACCAGUCUGCACCAGUCUCACCCUGCGCCAUGAUUGGCUGUAGGUGUGGGAAUUGAAAACCGGAUCCGACUUAGAACCGGUUCCAAUUCAUCAAUUCCAUCGGAAUUCUACACCUCAAAUGUUAUCGACUCAUCUUAAUGAUUACUUUCCCAGCAUGACAAAGCUUGGGGUUCACGUCGGGCCGAAGUGGAGAAGGGUUCCAUGUGAACAUGUUUGCGUUGGGGAGGCGAACCCAGGCCUACCUACCUCUCCCCUCUCGCUUUCCCUCAUGCUCCAGGGGCCACGUCCAAACUCAGGCAGCUGAAAAUGAGGCACCAAGAGC